GUUGUCAACGCAGUGAUCUGUCAAAUAAAAGUGAUUUUCAGUUUUGCAUUUAUCACGUAAACAUAAAUUUAAUUAAAAAUGCCUGCCGGACCAUCAGCCAUGGACGGGCUACGUGAAAAAGCCUUUCAAGACUACAGAAAGAAGUUAAUGGAACACAAAGAAGUUGAAUCCAGACUGAAAGAAAUGAGAGAUAAACUGAAGGACGUCACCAAACAGUAUGACAAGAGUGAGAAUGACCUCAAAGCCCUGCAGAGCGUCGGUCAGAUUGUCGGAGAAGUUCUGAAGCAGCUCACUGAAGAGAAAUUCAUAGUAAAAGCAACAAACGGUCCCCGCUACGUGGUCGGCUGUCGUCGUCAGCUGGACAAACAGAAGCUGAAGGGAGGCACCAGGGUCGCGCUCGACAUGACCACGCUCACUAUCAUGAGGCAUUUGCCUAGAGAGGUUGACCCCCUGGUAUACAACAUGAGUCAUGAGGACCCUGGUGAUGUCACAUACUCCGCUAUUGGUGGUCUGCAGGAACAGAUCAGACAGCUUAGAGAGGUGAUCGAGCUCCCCCUAAUGAACCCCGAGCUCUUCGUCCGAGUUGGCAUCACUCCUCCCAAAGGCUGUCUGCUGUACGGUCCCCCCGGUACCGGCAAGACUUUACUGGCCAGGGCGGUCGCUUCACAGCUUGAUGCUAACUUCUUGAAGGUGGUAUCCUCAGCGAUAGUGGACAAGUACAUCGGCGAGUCUGCCCGACUGAUCCGCGAGAUGUUCAACUACGCCCGCGACCACCAGCCAUGCAUCAUAUUCAUGGACGAGAUCGAUGCUAUCGGUGGUCGGCGUUUCUCCGAAGGCACAAGUGCUGAUCGUGAAAUCCAACGUACUCUGAUGGAACUACUCAACCAGAUGGAUGGCUUCGACUCUCUAGGCCAGGUCAAGAUCAUCAUGGCCACCAACAGGCCUGAUACCUUGGACCCUGCCCUGCUAAGACCUGGAAGGCUCGAUAGGAAGAUUGAGAUUCCAUUGCCUAAUGAACAGGCUAGGCUUGAAAUCCUUAAAAUCCACGCGUCGCCGAUAGCUAAACACGGCGAGAUGGAUUACGAGGCGGUUGUCAAACUGUCUGACACAUUCAACGGUGCCGAUCUCAGGAACGUCUGUACCGAAGCCGGUCUGUUCGCUAUUCGUGCUGAGAGGGAGUAUAUUAUACAGGAGGAUCUAAUGAAAGCUGUCCGUAAGGUAGCAGAUAACAAGAAACUGGAGAGCAAGUUGGACUACAAACCUGUCUAAUUAUGUUUUAUAUUAAUAUUAUAAUAUGUAUCUUCAUUUACUUACUUGCUAAUAAAUAGUUAUGCCUAA
Molecule: messenger RNA, 1338 nt
Organism: Helicoverpa zea (corn earworm)
Lineage: Eukaryota; Metazoa; Arthropoda; Insecta; Lepidoptera; Noctuidae
Gene: Rpt4
Product: 26S proteasome regulatory subunit 10B
Exons: 9
Coding region: 79-1269 (396 amino acids)
Biological process (GO): positive regulation of RNA polymerase II transcription preinitiation complex assembly
Cellular component (GO): cytosolic proteasome complex; proteasome regulatory particle, base subcomplex
Molecular function (GO): ATP binding; proteasome-activating activity; ATP hydrolysis activity
Source: RefSeq, a predicted model, not a curated record